This is a messenger RNA of Pseudozyma hubeiensis SY62, 1020 nucleotides long. RefSeq names its product expressed protein. NCBI's taxonomy places the organism in Eukaryota, Fungi, Basidiomycota, Ustilaginomycetes, Ustilaginales, Ustilaginaceae. The record is from RefSeq and is a predicted model, not a curated record. The transcript has a single exon. The coding region runs from base 1 to 1020 and encodes 339 amino acids.
AUGGCGUCCACACCAUCGCCCUCUAAGCGGCCGCGCAUACCCACCUCCUCUGCGGUCGCCUCUGCAACCGCCUCUCCCUUCACCGCUUCGACUUCUCGACCUAGUGGUCCACGCUCCGUCGGGCCCUCGGGCACCUCGGCCAACCCUGCUCCCAUCAUCGGACUCGGUAUGAGCCCCAUGGACACCUACUCACCCGCUCCUGGCACCAGCGAUGCCUACGGAAUCUCCGGAUUCACACCCUACAGCACUACCUCCCCCGCCUACGCAGCUGGUGGCUUGGCUUCCGCAGCAUCACCCAUCAGCGCUGCUCUGGCACACGGAUCACGCGUCCUCUCCAACAUCCAAGCUUCCUCACCCUUCUUCCACAAUAAUGGCGCAACACCCAUGCUGCCACAACAUGGCUAUGCUCGUUAUCCACCCUUACAGUCCAAUCUUGCGAUCGCGCAACAAGGUGCAUCAACCUCUCAGCCAGGCACGACUAGACCACAACAGACAUCCCCGCAACAAGGCUCCCCCGAGUACCUAAGACUGGCACUGCAUCACCUGCAGACGACGUUGUUGGCGAAAUUGGAGAGCGAAGCAGAGGCGUUCUUCGAUGCAGCGGACUCAGCAUUAGCCUUGACGGCGGAUUCGAGGAUUGUGGCGGGCAAAGCGAGAGCGUUUCAAGGAGCGCUGGAUGGCGUGCUCGAGUACGUGGAGAAGAACGGACUGGCGAGUAUUCCUUUGCUCCCGCUACCCGAGGCUGAAUCGAAGAGCGCAGAGACGACAGGCGAAGACGAUCCACCAAAACAGUCGUUAGGUUCAGAUACAGCUGCCGUCGACACCAACAAGACAACAGAUCCAAAAGCAACUGCACCGGCAGAGCCAUCAGCAACAAAGACGGAAACAUCGACUGCAUCUGCCGCUCCGUCAUUACAGUCCCACAUCGACCGUCUGCAACUCCAAGCAAGACAGCUCUUCGACCAGCGUCAGAGACUCAAGGAAUCUGCCUCAAUCGUCGGUGCCAUUCUCGAUUCCUAA